This is a messenger RNA of Aspergillus nidulans FGSC A4, 3801 nucleotides long. RefSeq names its product ABC transporter protein AtrC. The transcript is spliced from 3 exons. Gene Ontology annotation, molecular function: ATP hydrolysis activity; nucleotide binding; ATP binding. Gene Ontology annotation, biological process: transmembrane transport; azole transmembrane transport. The record is from RefSeq and is a predicted model, not a curated record. The coding region runs from base 1 to 3801 and encodes 1266 amino acids. Gene Ontology annotation, cellular component: plasma membrane; membrane. NCBI's taxonomy places the organism in Eukaryota, Fungi, Ascomycota, Eurotiomycetes, Eurotiales, Aspergillaceae.
AUGUCGUCCGGUCUAGGAGAAAAAGCUAGAACUGUGCUUGAUGUCAAAGACGACGAUCCCGACAGACAGUCAGGGACCAAAGCUUAUUUUCGAGUCUGGGGGUACUCGAGCGUCCAGGAUCAUGUGAUCAGGGUCACUGGACUCUUCGCAGCUAUUGCAUGCGGUGCAGCUUUACCGCUGAUGACUCUUGUGUUCGGUACUCUAAUCGACAACUUCAACGACUGGGGCGCCGGGAAGCUCUCGCCUGAUGAGUUCCGGUCUCACGUCUCUCAGAAUGCCUUGUGGUUCACGUAUCUCUUCAUUAGCAUCUUUGUUCUCUCGUCAUUCAACACUGCGUGCCUACGACUGACCGCUACCCGGUGCGUCAGGGCCCUCAGACACGACUUCAUCCGUUCAAUCCUCCGCCAGGAUCUUUCCUACUUCGACAAUUGCCUGCCAGGCACGGUGGCAACCGUGCUAUCCAACAAUGCAGACCUUGUCGAGAUCGGUCUCGGCGAGAAGCUUGGAAUCGCCAUUGAGGGCGUGGCACAGCUUUGCGCUGCAUUUGUCGUCGCCUUCGCUCGGCAGUGGAAAUUAACUCUGGUCGUCGCUGCGACUCUUCCACUGGCGAUGCUUGUGAUUGUCGUCACUGUAAUCUUAGAGACAAGGAUCACUACAAAGAUCCUGGCCAUUUACAGUAAGGCCGGCGGGAUCGCGGAGGAGGCGUUGGCCAGUACUCAUAUCGUCAAGGCGUACAACGCUGCUUCAAAGUUGCAAGCUAGGUACGACUCGUACUUGGAGAGGGCGACGCAGCUCGGAGUCAAGAGGGGCCCGAUCCGCGGUAUACAGUACGGGGCUCAAUUCGCAAUCAUGUUUUGCGCCUACGCGCUCGCUUGGUUCUACGGAAUUCGACUCCUUGUGAAAGGCGAGAUCGAAAGCGGCGGCUACCUGAUCACAGUCCUCACCUCAGUUCUGAUAGGCAGCCAAUCCCUCACGCUUAUUGGCCCCUUCAUUGGGGAGGUUUCAAAGACGGCGGCUGCCGCCCAGGAGCUUUUCCAGGUGAUCGAUCGGAAGCCAAACAUAGACAGCCUCUCCAGCGAUGGGAGGACGCUCACCGGUGUGACCGGACAUAUAUCCUUCCGGAACGUCUCCUUUGCAUAUCCCUCGCGGCCCAGUGUGAGGGUUCUGGACGACGUGACUGUUGACUUUGAAGCUGGGAAGACCACGGCCAUUGUUGGCAGUUCAGGCAGCGGCAAAAGCACCAUCCUAGCCCUGGUCUCCCGAUUUUUCGAUCCUGUCUCCGGCUCAGUUCUCUUAGAUGGACACCCGAUUCACGAGUUGAACAUUCGCUGGCUCCGCGGCCAAAUCGGGUCUGUCCAGCAGGAGCCGGUGCUCUUCAGCGAAAGCAUCUUCGCCAACGUCUGCCACGGCUUCUUCAGAACAGACAUGGAUCUUCUACCAGAGCAUGAAAGGCGAAUUCGCGUGCAGGAAGCAUGCGAGGCAGCAUUUGCUCAUCACUUCAUCCAGGGUCUGCCCGAACAGUACGACACUCCAGUUGGGGCUGGAGAUGGCCUAUUGAGUGGCGGGCAAAAACAGCGUAUCGCAAUCGCCCGCAGUAUUAUCCGGAAUCCUCCCAUCCUGCUUCUGGAUGAAGCCACCUCUGCACUGGACCCAAAUGCAGAAGGGACCGUGCAGGCGGCGCUCAAUAAUGUGUCCAAGACGCGGACAACUAUCAUUGUUGCCCAUAGGUUGUCGACUGUGCAGCGAGCCGACAACAUCGUCGUUCUCCGUAAAGGACGAGUGGUGGAGCAGGGGUCCCACCGAGAACUCCUAGCGAAGAAGGGGACAUACUUCGAUCUCGUCGCUGCUCAAACUGAGGAUGGUAUCAUCUCCACAGCUGGAGACCAAACUGGGACAUCUGAAGCUGACAGCGUACUUGUAAAAAAGGCAGCUGUCGAAGAUUAUAAUAGCGCCAUGAGUAGCCAGUCAUCGAAGGCCACAGCCCAUGAGAAACGAGUUCCCCUUCUAAAGUGCCUUUUCAUUCUCUUGCGCGGUCGGCUACAGCUGUGGCCCCUCUUUUUCUGCGGACUGAUUGUCUCUAUCGGUGCAGGCAGUGUCUUCCCUGUUCAAGCGGUCGUUUUCAGCAGAGCCAUCCUGAUAUUUCAAUUUCCCCUCCCUGCAAUGGCAAGUGAGAUGCUUCACAAGGGCAACUUCUGGGGCAUUAUCUAUAUUGUCCUUGCAGUAUCUGUCCUGAUUUGUUACGCCGGCCUGGGUUUUUUCUUCACCGUUGCAGCGUCUUUUUUGAGCGGGACAUACCGCAGUCGAUACUUUGCAGCAAUGCUCAAUCAGGACGUCAGCUUCUUCGAAGAAGAAGAUCAGUCAGCUGGGGUGAUGACAGGUCAACUUUCCACCGAUCCCCAGCGGAUAGAAGAUUUGAUCUCGCUCUGUCUGGGCUUCAUUCUUCUUGUAGUCGUCAACGUGCUUGCCUCAUGCAUACUAGCCUUGGCGGUAGGAUGGAGGCUUGCUCUCGUUGCUAUCUUUGGAUGUCUUCCACCGUUAUUUCUUGCCGGCUAUGUUCGGGUCAGGCUGGAGAUCACCUGCCAGGAACGGACGACAAGGCUCUACUUAGAAAGUGCCCGGUUUGCUACGGAGGCGAUCAGUGCCAUUCGCACUGUAGCCAGUCUCACGCUGGAGGAAAAGGUCAUUCAGAUGUAUGAUGAACGGUUGUCGCACACCUCGCCUAAGUUCAUCCGAAUCACCCUUGUUUCGGCCAUUUUAUUGGGGUUAUGCGAAAGUCUUUAUCUUGCCACACUAGGCCUAAUCUUCUGGUACGGGGUCAAGCUUCUAUCACAAGGGGAAUACAACGUCGAAACGUUCUUCAUGGUGUUUGUUGCCGUGAUCUUCGGUGGUCAGGCAGCUGGAUUCCUGCUCGGCUAUACAGUGAAUACCGCAAAGGCACACACAGCUGCAAACAACAUUAUACAUAUCCUUGGCUCCCGGCCGUCAAUAAACGCCUCCACCGGAAAGCAAGAGACAGUCCAAUUAGACUCGGACACUGCCAUCGAGUUCAAGGACGUGCACUUCAGCUAUCCAGCCAGGCCCACGGUCCCCGUGUUGCAGGGACUAUCCUUUAAGGUGAAAAAGGGCGAACACAUUGGCCUUGUCGGUGCUUCUGGGUGCGGUAAGACCACGGUGAUAUCGCUACUGGAGAGAUUCUACGAGGCUGGCUCAGGGGAGAUCUUUAUCAAUGGCAUCCCGCUACAUGAUAUUGACGUCCACAGUCACCGUGCCCGGAUCGGCCUAGUCACCCAGAACCCAACCCUCUACCAAGGCUCCAUCCGCGAUAACGUCCUGAUCGGCAUCAGCAUUUCUCAUCAAAACGAGGAGCUGGACAGUCAAAUUGAAGAGAAACUGACCAAAGCAUACAAGGAUGCAAACAUCCAAGACUUCAUCCAAUCCCUACCAGAAGGUCAGCAGACCGAUCCUGGCACCCGUGGACUAGCCUUAUCGGGCGGCCAACGACAGCGCAUCGCAAUUGCGCGAGCACUCAUCCGAGACCCCGAACUCCUCCUGUUCGACGAGGCUACGAGCGCGCUAGACACUGAAAACGAGAGGCUUGUCCAAGAGGCUAUUGAACGUGUUUCUCAUGGUCCCGGAAGAACCACAAUUUCUGUGGCACAUCGGCUCACAACCGUAAGACGGUGUGAUCGCAUACUAGUUCUGCAUGAGGGACGAGUCGAGGAAGAAGGGACUCACGCGGAACUGAUGGCGAGAGGGGGACGGUAUUAUCAAAUGGUCCUUGCUCAGGGCCUUGACAGAUAG